AUGGCCGGUGAAGCGACAUGCUCGCUUUCCUGCAUCCAAAUCACCAUUGUCCUCUUCAUCGGCUCACUUAUAUUCAGACUUUGGCAUGGUGGCUGGUGGGUCGACGACGCGACAUCACUCAUCCUUGGUAUACUAUUUGCUCGCGAGGCAUGGAAGAUGCUCUCAUGGGUGAGCAACCCGGAGUUCAACGGCGGGUGCUGUGGCGGAUGCGCUCACAACGGGCCGAAAAUCGAGAAAGACGCGGAGCUAGCGGAGCAGUACCGCGACCUAUGCGAAUGCUGCUACGAAAAGGAAGAAUGCCGGGACGCAGACACGUGCAAAUGCUCAACGAGCUCGGAAGACUCGACGCCGUGCUGUGUGCCGAUAAAUCCGAACGGAGGCGCGUGUUGCACUCGCGAGCUUGUGCAGGGUCCGCGGCCUCAAACGAAACAGGUAUGUCGAUGUCCUCCAUUCUGUCUUGUCGUCUCCGAAUCCGACUUCUUCCAAUAUCGCCCCUGA
Fomitiporia mediterranea MF3/22 is the source of this 498-nucleotide messenger RNA. RefSeq lists its product as uncharacterized. NCBI's taxonomy places the organism in Eukaryota, Fungi, Basidiomycota, Agaricomycetes, Hymenochaetales, Hymenochaetaceae. The transcript has 2 exons. Bases 1 to 498 code for a protein of 165 amino acids. The record is from RefSeq and is a predicted model, not a curated record.